This is a messenger RNA of Guillardia theta CCMP2712, 285 nucleotides long. RefSeq lists its product as hypothetical. The coding region runs from base 1 to 285 and encodes 94 amino acids. The transcript has 3 exons. Lineage: Eukaryota; Cryptophyceae; Pyrenomonadales; Geminigeraceae. The record is from RefSeq and is a predicted model, not a curated record.
AUGCUGAAAGAAGUAGAGGGCGAGAUGGUAGGAGACAGCAUGAAAGCGAGAUUGACCAUGUACAACUCUAUCGUAAAUGUCGUGCACAUGGAAGAACUCUUCGCAAAUUAUGGCAAGAAGAAGCAGCCGGUUAAGAUGAACACUGUCCCGGAUUUUAAGGAUGCCAUCCAGAAUCCAGAGGAGGCGAUGGCGCAAGUCUUGGCUAUGUCUGCCAAGCACAAGACUGUCGGGAGGUUCGAUCAUGGCUACGAUGCACACAGCAGCAAGCCGUUGUCACCAUGGUAA